This is a messenger RNA of Sabethes cyaneus, 1209 nucleotides long. It is a transcript of the gene Inx7, whose product is annotated as innexin inx7. The coding region runs from base 1 to 1209 and encodes 402 amino acids. Gene Ontology annotation, biological process: phototransduction. Gene Ontology annotation, cellular component: gap junction; plasma membrane. The record is from RefSeq and is a predicted model, not a curated record. Lineage: Eukaryota; Metazoa; Arthropoda; Insecta; Diptera; Culicidae. Gene Ontology annotation, molecular function: gap junction channel activity. The transcript is spliced from 4 exons.
AUGUUAAAUACGUUUUCAGUAUUAACGCCACAUUUAAAAUUCAAGAACAAGUUUGUUUCUAUAAGCAAUUUGGCGUUUAAGUUUCAUUACCGAGCCACUUUCGCAAUAUUAUUGGUAUGCACCCUACUGGUUACAUCAAGGCAGUAUGUUGGAGAGCAUAUCAGAUGUAUUACAGGCGGUUCAAUUCCUGAGCAUGUGAUUAACACGUUUUGUUUUUUCACAACAACAUUUACUGUGAUAAAACAUUUCAAUGAAACAAUGCUGAAGGAUUCCUCAAUUCCCCAUCCAGGGGUUGGACACAUGAUGAAUGAAGACCCUAUAAAAUAUCACGCCUAUUAUCAAUGGGUUCCGUUUGUUUUAUUUUUGCAAGCAUUAAUGUUCUACGCUCCUUAUUACAUCUGGAAGAUAUUGGAAGGAAGCAAAAUCAAGAAUCUUGUGGAUGGUAUGAGAAUGGUGGAGCUGUCACAUUAUUACAACGACAAUAACAGCGUAACAUUCGACACCAAAUAUACACUUCGUUCUAAAUCGGAAAUAGAAAACAAAAUAAUAAAAGUGCAAAACGCCUUUAAACGCCAUCUAAUUAUUAAUAAUCUAUGGGCUGUCAAGCUUGUAUUUUGCGAAGUACUCAAUAUGAUUAAUGUGCUGAUACACGUGAAAUUUACAAAUAUAUUUCUUGGCGGCCGCUUCUACCAACUGGGAUUAGAUUUUAUUAACGAAGACUUCACUGGACAAAUGGAUGUACUAGAUACAAUAUUUCCUAAAGUAACAAAAUGUCAUUUUCACAAAUAUGGGCCUUCGGGAACGAUUCAAAAACAUGAUGCCCUAUGCGUAAUGGCUUUGAAUGUAAUCAAUGAAAAAAUAUUCACAUUCUUGUGGUUUUGGUACUUAAUACUCAUCGUGGUAUCCAUUGGUGCCCUAAUGUGGAGAAUUCAAACUUAUUUGCUGCAUAAAAGAUCAACACGAUUCAACGAACUAUUGUUCUCGUUUGCUUGUUCUGGAAUUCUAAGUCAACGGGAUAUUGAAGUUAUAACAGUAAAUUUUAAAUUUUCUGAUUGGCUUUUCCUCUAUUACCUGGCUAAAAACAUGGAUGCUCAUCUAUUCAAGUCCUUGUUUCGAGGCGUAAUGACCCCAAUCAACAGUGAAGAAAAUACAAUGACAUCAAAACUCAUUGAAGAACCCCAUCAUAGUCAAUAUACUGAAGAAAACUGA